Molecule: messenger RNA, 3042 nt
Organism: Equus quagga
Lineage: Eukaryota; Metazoa; Chordata; Mammalia; Perissodactyla; Equidae
Gene: WDR73
Product: WD repeat domain 73
Exons: 8
Coding region: 27-1145 (372 amino acids)
Biological process (GO): cytoplasmic microtubule organization
Cellular component (GO): spindle pole; cytosol
Molecular function (GO): protein binding
Source: RefSeq, a predicted model, not a curated record
GUGAGGAACCGGACGCGACAGUUGCCAUGGAGCCCGCGGAGGACUGGCUGGUGGAGUCGUUGCGCUUGUACCAGGAUUUCCAUGCGUUCGACCUCUCGGAAGCCACUCGAGUCCUUGAAUGGAUUGGUGACAAAGGAGUCUUUGUUGCUGGCUAUGAAAGCCGGAAAAAAAAUGAGAUUCUUCAUCUGACAUUACCUUUCAGACUUUCUGUAAAAGAAAACCAGGGCUUGUUCCCGGAAAGAGAUUUUAAGGUCCGCCACGGAGGAUUUUCAGACAGGCCUGUCUUUGAUCUGAAGCAUGUGCCGGACACCAGGUUGCUGGUGACCAGUGGCCUUCCAGGUUGUUACCUGCAGGUGUGGCAGGUCGCAGAGGACAGUGAUGUUAUCCAGGCUGUCAGCACCAUUGCUGUCCACGAGAAAGAAGGGCAUCUCUGGCCUAGGGUAGCCAUCUUCUCGUCAGUGGCACCUGGCAUCCUCCACGGGGUGAGGCUCAGCAGUCUGAAGAUCGUGGAUCUGGAGUCCCAGAAGACCAUGUACACCUCAGGUGUCAGUGACAGUGACGAGCUGAGCAGCCUGCAGGUCCUCGAUGCACACACCUUUGCCUUCUGCUGUACCUCGGGCCGGUUGGGGCUCCUGGACACUCGCCAGAAGUGGGCCCCGUCAGAGAAUCUCAGCCCCUGCCCUGGGUCCGGUGGGGGGAGGUGGUGUGCAGAAGUUGGGGGUAGGGGCCAGGGCCCUGGGCCCCACAUUGCCAGCCUUGGCUCAGAUGGGCAGCUCUGUCUUCUUGACUGCCGGGAUCUCUCCCAUCCUGUAAGCUCAGUCCAGUGUGCGGUGUCCACACCCAGCCCCGCCCCAGAGCUGCUGCGAGUGACGUGGGCCCCAGGCCUGGACAACUGCCUGGCCGUUUCAGGUUUUGAUGGGACCGUCCAGGUCUAUGAUGUCACGUCUUGGGAUGGAAUGGGGGGCCAAGCAGAACCUCUCUUCACUCACAGAGGUCACGUCUUCCUAGAUGGCAAUGGGAUAGACACUGCCCCACUGGUCACCACCCAUACCUGGCACCCCCAAAAGCCAAGGACUUUGUUGUCUGCAGCGAGUGACGCCUCUCUGCACGUGUGGGACUGGGUGGACCUCCGUGCCUCCUGCUGACACCAGCGUCUCUGCCCAGGCCUCUAGGAAGAGGAGGAGCUACGUAGCAAGGCUUCUGAUUUAGGCCUCGAGGACCACAGGUCUCUGUCACCAGCUGAGCAGCCUUGGGCAAGUUAACCAGCCUCUCCUAGCCCCAGUUUCUUUAUUGCAAAAUGAGACUAGUAAUACCUCGCAGGGUUGUUGGGAAAAGUAGAAGUAGUAUGUUAAAAAGUAACUGGUAGCAUGCAUGGCACGAUAAAUAUUUGGCAGCUCCUGUUGGAUGUGGGAGCCCGUUUCCCACAAGUGUGAAAUGCGCUGCUUUCUGCCUGUCUGUAUUCACAGCACCAUAGUGAGAAUCAGAAUCAGAAGAGCUGACGAAUGUAAACUUGUUUCGUUUACAAACGUUUUUAUAGAACUAAAACCAAUUAAGAUGAAAAAAAGUCAACCCCAGUAGCAGUGAAGGAAAUAGCAGUUAAAACAAGAUUAUGCCAUUCUAGCCUACCAAAUUGCCAAAUUUUAAAGCAUUAUUACUUUCAACAGCUGAGAGCGGUGGCAUGAUGCACGUUCAACAGGAGCCAAGCAGCAGCGAGGGUCUUUCUCCCAGGCGUGUAGCGUGGCGUUGUGCAGCUGCCUAGCUUACAUGUCCAGGCUCCUGGGAAGUGACAAUUGACAUUUGCUAAUCUUUUGCUGUUACAAAUAGUGUGAAACAACUUUUGUACCUAUGAACAGUAUGUCUGUAGAUAAAUUUCUAAGGCGGAGGAUAUGUGCAUUUUUAGGUUUUAUAAAUACUGCCAAAGUGUGCUCCGUAGAGACGGUGCCGAUGUAUGACGGCAGCAGUCAUGGCUGUUUCUCCUGCCUCACCCGCAGUCUGCCUCGUGGCCUUUGCCAGUCGCUGUGACUGGUUAUUAUGACGGGUCCAGUCUUCGGAGGUCAGGGAGGGACGCAGGUGUCCCCACAGCUGUGGGGGAAGGAGGUGACGCUAAGUGAUUCUCUCAAUCAGCAUUCGCUGUGUGUUGCUGUGCACCAAGUACCAGGCUGGACGCUGGGAUACGAGACACAGACGUACAAAUAUGGCCCAGUAGAGGGGAAGCUGGGGGGAGCACUCAGAGGGAAGGGGCCACGUGUUCUGGGAGCACAGAGGGCAGAGUAGCCACCUCUGCUUGGUUAGAGACCAGGUGUGAUCAGGGAAUGUGGUACUCCACGUUGUGUCCUUCCUUCAGGCCUGGAGGGUGGGGGUGGGUGGUGUUCCAGGCACAGGAACAGACAGGAAGACAGAAGCGAGAAAGGGCGCAGCCCCAGCCUGGUGAGCAGAGGAAGUUAGAAAUACAACUGAGAAAAUGGGCUGUGGCUGAUCAGUAGUAGCCCUUGAGCUGUGCCAAGGGGCCAAGCCUGGGAGUCCCUGAAGGGCUCCGAGGGACGGGGCGGUGUGAGCCAGGAAGGGAGGCGCUGUUGCGGCUGUGAGUGAGGGCAUGUAAACGCCCAGGCAGGAAAAGCAAGGAUGUGCGAUCAGAGGCCCCUGUCUGCGGCAGGCGUCUUCACGUGCUCUUUCACUGUUUGGGAUACGUUUCAUGUAUGACAUGCAACCAGUCAAUGACGUGGCUCAGAGUUCCUCCACCCUUAGACUUGGGCAAAAUGGAUGCCAGGAAGUGAGUCAGACACAAAAGGGCAAAUACAUGAUUCUACUCAAAUGAGGUACCUUCAGUAGCCACUUCGUAGAGACAGAGAAUGGAAUGGGGAUGCGGGGCGGGGGAGUGGGAGUUACUGUUCACGGGUACACAGGGUCAGCUUGGGGUGAUGCAGAAAUUCUGGAGUUGGAUAGUAGUGAUAGUUGCACAAAAUGUGAAUGUACUUAAUGUUACACUUAAAAAUGGUUAAAAUGGUCUUUUCGUGUGUGUGUGAGGAAGAUUGGCCCUGGGGC